Molecule: messenger RNA, 537 nt
Organism: Trypanosoma cruzi
Lineage: Eukaryota; Euglenozoa; Kinetoplastea; Trypanosomatida; Trypanosomatidae
Exons: 1
Coding region: 1-537 (178 amino acids)
Source: RefSeq, a predicted model, not a curated record
AUGCUGCGUGCCUCACUCAUUGUUUAUGGCAGCGGAUUUAUGCGGACCAUUGGGAAGAGGAAAAAGGCCGCGGCAGCCACAGCCGCCACUACUGCCAUCAAUGGGAAAACUUCUAGUGUUAGUACUGUUGCUGAUAAGAAGAGAAGGAAGAAGGCGACGACGCAGGUUGAGGAAAUGAUGGAUGGGGAUUCCACACCUGUUAUUCACAACAGCAAUUCCACGCAUACUCGUUUAGGUGACGGGAAUUCAGAAAAGGCAUCAAAUUCUCGUCAUGGGACCACCGCCACUGGCCUCCGCAGCCGCAGGAACAAACGCAGCGACGAGGAGGUUUUGCAAUUAGCUCAGCGCAUGCAGCGGCGGGACCUCACGGGGGAAGUGCCCGUGGCGUCCUUCGCUUACGAGAUAUUGAAGGCACACCCAUCUGUGCGCCAAAUGGGGUUGCGUGAGCGCAUGUCAUUUCUCUGCGAUCGAUGGGACCGGCUCAGGAAGGAGCAGCGGCAGGUGUACCUUGACGACCCGCUCAAAGGUCUGUUGUAG